AUGGCGCUCCCAGGAAGACCCAAACGAGUGUUCUCUUCUACAUCUGUGCCCAAAGCCGUGGCUUACCGGCCGCACGAGGGCAAGCUUGGUAUCAUCACCGGCGGAUCAAGAGGGAUCGGAGCAGCCAUCUCGCGCAACCUGGCCGCCAAAGGAUGCUCGCUUCUUCUGGUCUACACCUCCGACUCGUCGACGGAACCGACCAACGCACUGUGUGCUGAGUUGUCGAGCGAACAUGACAUUCACUGCGUUUCGGUGCAAGCCGACCUGGCGGACCCUACGCGAAGCGCGCCUCUGAUCCUAGCAACAGCCAAGAACCACUUCUCGCAUCCCCGAACAGGGGCGUUUCAAGUAGACAUAAUCGUCAACAAUGCAGGGAUCGCAGGCAACAAACUGCUGAACGACCCCGAGCUGGGCCCGAUAGAAGAGACGCAAUUUCAGAAACAAUACAACGUCAACGUCCUGGCGCCGUUAUUGUUGGUUCAAGCAUGUCAGCCCUACCUGCCCAAGGACCGGUCCGGUCGGAUUGUCAAUCUAUCCAGCGUGUCCGCAUCCAUCGGCUGUGAAUCUCAGUCCAUAUAUGCCGGGACAAAAGCGGCCCUUGAAGCCAUGACUCGAGUUUGGGCACGAGAACUGGCCGAGAAUUGUACGGUCAAUGCCAUCAAUCCUGGACCGGUCUGGGGAGAUAUGUACAGUCAGGCCGGAGAAGGGUUCUGGAAGACCAACCAGAAGUAUGUGGACAGUGCUCCAUUGAUGACCUAUAGCGGAGACGAUGAGAUUCGAGCUCGUGCGGGAAUAGAUCCCAAGGAAUAUGACGACAUGGUCCUCAACGGGAUGGGUGGAAAGCGACCGGCGUUCCCAGACGAGAUAGCAGGAGUGGUUGGAAUGCUUUGUGCGCCGGAGAGUGGCUGGACGACAGGGAGUGUGAUUUCUGCCAAUGGAGGUAUGAAGAUGUCGAUAGCAUGA
This is a messenger RNA of Capronia epimyces CBS 606.96, 963 nucleotides long. Its product is annotated as 3-oxoacyl-[acyl-carrier protein] reductase. Lineage: Eukaryota; Fungi; Ascomycota; Eurotiomycetes; Chaetothyriales; Herpotrichiellaceae. The transcript is spliced from 2 exons. The coding region runs from base 1 to 963 and encodes 320 amino acids. The record is from RefSeq and is a predicted model, not a curated record. Gene Ontology annotation, molecular function: oxidoreductase activity, acting on the CH-OH group of donors, NAD or NADP as acceptor.